Messenger RNA from Nylanderia fulva, 1438 nucleotides. The record is from RefSeq and is a predicted model, not a curated record. Lineage: Eukaryota; Metazoa; Arthropoda; Insecta; Hymenoptera; Formicidae.
AUAAUAUAAAUAUAUAAAAGCUGUGGCUACAUAUGAUAUUGAAGCACAAACAGACAAAGCAAGUUCGCCACAGUUUUGCUACAGUAUAGCUUAAAAUGGAACAAAAAACUGAGAAAUUAGUUAAUUCUGUAAUAUCAGAGGCGAUGUUCAAGUUCGCGGUGACAAGUCUGCAUAAAUAUGCGUCGAUCAAGCCAAAGGAAGAUUUUGUUUUUAGUCCAUAUAAUAUAUAUCACGGACUUUAUUCUGUUUAUAUGAUUUCAAGUGGUGAAAUGGAACAGCGUUUAAGAGAUAUUCUUUAUUUACCAAAUGUUUCGAAGUAUGAGUUGCUGAAAAUUAUUAAUUUUGAUAAAUACCCCGGACACCGACCUGUACGCUAUAAGAAUGCUACUUCUUAUAUGCCUUACCAUUAUGUAAUUCAAAAUCAAUGUAUAUUUUUAAACAAAAAACUUUGUAAAGACUUAAAAACACUGAGACGACUGUACAAUGCUGGAUUCCGAUCUAAAAGAAAUAAUAAUAUCCAGGAUACAAAUAGAGAGUUCAAUGAAUCUCUGCAACCUUUGCUAAAAAAUUUCCUUCGUAAAUUAAUGAACUUAAAAGUAAAAACAGAAGAUAUGGAUAUUUUUUUGGCAAACGUAUUUCAUUUCCAUGGUCGAAAUCUAAUCGUCUCUCAAUCGACUUCUUCUUAUCUGAAUUUUAAAACAUUUUCCAGUGAUGAAUUGCAGGUGGACGUAAAGGAGUUAAUCAUCAAGGAACAUUUUACGUCGCUGUAUAUGUUGAUAUCUUCUUCAACAACCACAAACAACACGGUUAAAACAGAUAUGAGCACUGGUCUAUCCAGCUUGAUUGAAAGAUUGUCAACCAGCGAAGGAAUGCGUAUACUUCGAAAAUUGCUGUCUUGUAAAAACGAACAAAAAGAUAAAUUACCAUCUGUUCCUACUCGGCUGAUCUUUGAAAUUGAAAAAAAUUUAGAUAUGCAAGUUUUGUUGCGAGAACUAGGCGUCGAACAGUUAUUGACGCCCGACGCGAUUCCUUUGGACAACACCUUCGCGGAAGACAAUCAAUUCGUGCACUUCGGCAAUGCCGUGCACCGUGCUCGUGUCAAGGUCACGCAAGAGAACGUCAAGGCGGUUGCAGUAACCGUGAUCAGCGGACAGGAACCUUGUUCGAACGACAUUAUAACCGACGUGAAUACCGAUUAUCCAUUUCUUUGGUUAAUUUACGAUAAAAUGAACGCAGAUAUUCUCUAUAUCGGCGUCUUUAAUGAAGUUGGCAAGCCCGUUUCUUGAAUUAUUGGGUUGACAGAUACAAAUCUUAUCAAACGAACUGUUCAUUCUAGGAGUUUAUUGGAAAGUCUUCAUAAUUAUGAUAACAAAUUUAAGGGAAGCCAGUUUUGAAGUUUUAAAAAAUAUGAUUUGUGAGAAUUUUUUUUGGAAAAACU